AUGUCAUCCAUUAGCAAACAGCUCUCUUCUAUUGCCUGUGCAGGUAAGAUGGAUUAUUUAUGCAUCUCUUUUUCUUAUUUACUCUCUUUCUCUCAUACUGAAUCAUCUUCUUGUUGGUAUUCCUAGGCAAGAGACCGCCCCCUUUCACCCCUGAGAUUCGUCUGGUUUUGCUCGGAAAAACUGGGAGCGGAAAAAGCUCCACGGCCAACUCCAUCCUGGGCCGAAAAGUCUUUGACUCAAAGGUCAGCGGCACCUCGGUCACCCAACGAUGCCGGAGGGUGUGCGGAGAAUUCCGCGGGCGGCACCUUACGGUCCUUGACACCCCAGGGCUGCUGGACACCCGCCAGACUCCUCAGGAUGUGCAGAGGGAGCUGAGGAGGAGUGUCGGCCUCUUGUAUCCUGGGCCUCACGUGUUUCUUCUUGUUAUUCAGAUCGGACGGUUCACUCCAGAGGAGAGGGAGGCUUUGCGGCAGAUCAAACAGGCUAUGGGUUCCCAUGCUCUGGGGUUUUCUGUGGUGGUUUUUACCCAUGGAGACCAGCUAGAAGAAGGGGGAUCGGUGAAGAGUUGUCUGAUAGAUGGCUGCACAGAUUUGGCCCAGCUGGUGGAUGGAUGUGGAGGCAGGUAUUGCGUCUUCAACAACCACAGCACCAAAAACAAGGAGCAGGUGUCAGAGCUGUUCUCCUUAGUGGAAAAGAUAAUGCAAGAAAACGGAGGGACGUUCUACGCAAGCAAGAUGCUCCAGAAAGCAGAAGAAGACCUGGAUCUGGAGCUGCAGGAGGAGAAGAGGCUGCAGACAGAGAGGGAGAACCAGUUACAGAAAAAGCAGGAGGCCGUGAUACAAGUGAGGUAUGAGAAAGAGCUGGAGAUGUUUCAGGAAGACAGCAACAAAGAGAUGGAGAAGCUGAAGAAAAAACUGGAGCUGGAGAUGGAGAGAGAGAGGAAACAAGCAAGAGACCGGGAGGAGGUGUUGAGACGGAAGAUGGACGAGACUGACAGGAGAGAGAAGGAAAGGAAGAUCCAAGAGAUGAUGAGAGUGAUGGAGAUACGCAGGGAAGAGGAGGAGAGGAGGGAAGCUCUUCAAGAGAAGCUUAAUAAGGUCAUCAAAACGCUGGAGGAGCAGGCUGAGUGGGAGGAUAAAAUGAGGAAAGAACUUGAGGAGAAAAGCAGGAGAGAUAAAGCGGAGAAUGAAAAGAAAGAGAGGGAGAGGGAGGCCCAUCAAAUCCAGAAAGAGCAGGCCAUCAGGCAGAGGGAGGAGAUGAAGAGAGAUGCUCUACAGAAAGAGCUGGACAGACUCACGCAGAGCCUAGAGGAGCAGAGGAGAAAGGAGGAGGACAGGACAAAAGCGAUGGAGGACGUUCUCCGGAGAGAGAGGGAGGAGACCCAGAGGGAGAGGGACAUACAGAUGGAGAACCAGAGAGCAGAGAAAAGGAGAGUGGAGGCCCUGAAGCAGGAGCUGAAGCUGGUCAGAGUCAGGAUAGAGCAACAAAAAACAAGAGAGGAGAACCUGCGGAGGCAGCUGGAGGAGGACCAGUGGAGGAGCAGGGACAAGAGUUACAAAGAGAUGUGUGCCUUGAAGAUGCAGCGGGACAGGAAGUGCACAGAGCUUUGCAUGCAGACCAUCAAGAGGAGGCCUGCGGAGGACCACGGCGUCGUGGCAACUGUGGGUGGAUAUGUGCAGGAGAUGGGGCUGAUGGGGCUGAACGCAGCUUCAGAGACUAUUGGAGCUCCAUGCUGCAUACAAUAA
Xyrichtys novacula (pearly razorfish) is the source of this 1745-nucleotide messenger RNA. The record is from the annotation of a GenBank genome assembly. NCBI's taxonomy places the organism in Eukaryota, Metazoa, Chordata, Actinopteri, Labriformes, Labridae.